UUGAAUGAAGUAGGACCCACCUGGAAAAAGCCGCAGUUUACAGCUAUGAAUCUCUCCAUUCCCACAACGAAUUCUAGUGAUUCAAUUUAUACACAACCUCCCAAAUUAGCAUUUCUCUAUAAACCAACAACAAUCAGAAGCUGGUGCUCUGUUCAACUUCUGGCUGCCUUCUCCACAAUUUCUCGUUUGAAAGAUUUUGGACUGCUGUGUCUCUACCUGAAUUUUGAGUUCAUUUCAGAAGCCAACUGAUUUAUCAGCUUUUAGUCAAUCUUAUUCGGUUAAGGAGAUAGAAAUCUACAAAGUUGUCAUCAAAAGCUGUGGUUGAGGCAUGUCUAUUGGUAUUUCAUUGGUGGUUUUUCCCACCUCUGAGGUUUUCAAUGGCGUGGAUCCCGUUCGGGGUGGAAACAGGAUUCUUGAUUCGUUUAAGUCCAGUUCUUGGUGCAAAAAUGUGAUUAGCAAUGGCAGGGGUAUGAAGAAAAGGCAAAGCUAUAGCUCUAUGAAUGCAGAUUUAAGCUAUAGCUCUAUGAAUGCAGAUUUAAGGUAUGAGAAUGGAGGUGGACUCUCUCUCAGAUCAAGUAUGGUAGCUACUCCAGCAGGGGAAGUCGCCUUAACGUCUGAGCAGAUGGUCUACGAUGUGGUUUUGAAGCAGGCAGCCUUGGUUCAGAGGCGCCUCAAAAGUGACGAAGAUUUGGAUGUGAAGCCCGAUAUCCUUCUUCCUGGAUCUCUUGGCUUGUUAAGUGAAGCUUAUGAGCGUUGUCGAGAAGUUUGUGCUGAAUAUGCCAAGACAUUUUACCUUGGUACACUGUUGAUGACCCCCGAGAGACGGAGAGCUAUCUGGGCAAUAUACGUCUGGUGUAGGAGAACAGACGAGCUUGUUGAUGGGCCAAAUGCCUCACACAUAACUCCAAUGGCCUUAGAUAGGUGGGAAGCAAGGCUGGAAGAUAUUUUCAGAGGACGCCCUUUUGAUAUGCUCGAUGCUGCUCUAGCAGAUACUGUUUCCAGGUUUCCCGUUGACAUCCAGCCGUUCAGGGAUAUGAUCGAGGGAAUGAGAAUGGACCUGUGGAAGUCGAGAUACCAGAACUUUGAUGAGCUGUAUCUCUAUUGUUAUUAUGUAGCUGGUACUGUGGGAUUGAUGAGUGUGCCGAUUAUGGGCAUUGCACCCGAGUCCCAGGCUGCGACAGAGACCGUCUAUAAUAACGCUUUGGCGUUAGGGAUUGCUAAUCAGCUUACCAAUAUUCUCAGGGAUGUUGGAGAAGAUGCGCGACGCGGAAGAAUCUAUCUGCCUCAGGACGAGUUGGCACAGGCGGGGCUAACUGAGGACGACAUAUUUGCUGGGAAAGUAACCGAUAAAUGGAGAGCUUUCAUGAAGAAGCAAAUCCAGAGGGCGAGGAAAUUCUUCGAUGAUGCAGAGAAUGGUGUGAAAGAGCUGAGCUCCGCCAGUAGAUGGCCGGUGUGGGCGUCGUUGCUUCUGUAUCGACAGAUCCUAGACGAGAUAGAGGCGAACGGCUACAACAAUUUCACAAGGAGGGCUUAUGUUGGCAAACCACAGAAGAUUUUGGCUUUGCCACUUGCAUAUGCUAAGGCUCUUGUUCCUCCAAGAAGCUCAUCUUCUCUGCUAAAGAUUUGAUUGACAACUAUAUUAGUAUGUACAUGACAAAUCAUGGCAAUAAUUAACCUUUUUUUUUUGUUU
This is a messenger RNA of Salvia hispanica, 1690 nucleotides long. Lineage: Eukaryota; Viridiplantae; Streptophyta; Magnoliopsida; Lamiales; Lamiaceae. The record is from RefSeq and is a predicted model, not a curated record.